AACUCUGAGAUAUCUUUAUUCGAAGCCAACAUCCGAUUCAUGGGAAGUUUAUUGACAAAUUACGCACUCACAGGCGACGUAAUGUUCCGAGACAAGGCUGUACAACUUGCUGAGCGAAUGCUACCGGCUUUUCAGACUGAAACUGGAAUCCCACAUUCCCUUAUCAACCUUCAUACUGGGAUGAGCAGAAACUACGGCUGGGCAAGUGGUGGUUGUAGUAUUCUCUCGGAGUUGGGUACUAUGCAUCUCGAGUUUUCAUAUCUGAGUGACAUAACUGGGAAUCCGGUUUUCAAGAGUAAGGUCGAACACGUGAGAUCUACAUUGAGGAGUCUUGAAAAACCCAAAGGCUUAUAUCCUAAUUUCAUUCAUCCACGAACCGGCAAGUGGGGAUUACAUCAUAUAUCUCUCGGCGCAUUAGGUGAUAGCUUUUACGAGUAUUUAUUGAAAGCUUGGAUUCAAUCCGGUAAAGAAGAUACAGAAGCACGUGAAAUGUAUGAAGAAGCUAUCAAUGCUAUAAUUGAUCAUAUGAUCUUUAAAUCACCUGGUGGAUUAACUUAUGUUUCUGAUUUAAAAUACGACAAAGUUGAACACAAAAUGGGUCAUCUCGCUUGCUUUGCUGGUGGAAUGUUUGCUCUUGGUGCAAAGGCAAUGGAUAAUGACGAAUCUAGAAAUCACAUGGCUUAUGCUGCUGAACUAACAAGAACUUGCCACGAAUCUUAUGACCGCAGUGUUACUAAACUCGGCCCCGAAACAUUCCAUUUUACGGAUAAAACAGAAGCUAAAUGUUUGAAAAAUGGUGAAAAAUACUACAUUUUACGACCAGAGACUUUUGAGUCCUACUUCAUUCUCUGGCGAUUGACAAAAGAUCCUAAAUACCGUGAGUGGGGUUGGGAAGCGGUAGAAGCUUUAGAAAAGCAUUGUCGUGUACCAGGAGGAUUCACAGGAAUCAGUAAUGUGUAUUCAGUGGAUUCAGCGAAAGAUGAUGUUCAGCAAAGUUACUUCUUUGCCGAAACACUCAAGUAUCUCUACUUACUCUUCAGUGAUGACAAUCUGAUAAGCUUAGAUGAUUGGGUCUUCAAUUCAGAAGCUCACAUGCUUCCAAUUAAAGGAAAUCCUCUCUACCGACAAGCACCUACAACGUUAUAA
Molecule: messenger RNA, 1146 nt
Organism: Cotesia congregata
Lineage: Eukaryota; Metazoa; Arthropoda; Insecta; Hymenoptera; Braconidae
Source: the annotation of a GenBank genome assembly